Molecule: messenger RNA, 1275 nt
Organism: Physeter macrocephalus (sperm whale)
Lineage: Eukaryota; Metazoa; Chordata; Mammalia; Artiodactyla; Physeteridae
Product: serpin A3-8-like
Biological process (GO): negative regulation of endopeptidase activity
Molecular function (GO): serine-type endopeptidase inhibitor activity
Source: RefSeq, a predicted model, not a curated record
AUGAGGGCAGAGGGCAUGUGGCCCCUCCUGGCUCUGGGGCUCCUGGUGGCUGGGCUCUGCUCCAGUGUCCGCUGCCUCCCAGGGGGCGGGCUUCACCCAGAGGAUGUGACCCCAGAGGACCAACACAAAGGGGCGCCUGUGGGCGACCACACAUUCGUCUCCGGCAACACCGACUUUGCUUUCAGCCUCUACAAGCACUUGGCUUUGAAGACCCCCAUUGAGAAUGUCAUCUUCUCCCCGCUGAGCGUCUCCAUGGCCUUGGCCUUCCUGUCCCUGGGGGCCCGCGGACCCACCCUGACGGAGAUCCUGGAAGGCCUCCAGUUCAACCUCACAGAGACCCCCGAGACAGAAAUCCACCAGGGCUGCCAGCACCUCCUGCAGAUGCUCGGCCGACCCAGCAACCAGCUGCAGCUCAGCGAGGGCAACGCCGUGUUCGUCCAGGAGCAGCUGAAGCUUCUGGACAAGUUCAGGGAAGGCCGGGCGCUGUGCCCCUCCGAGGUCUUCUCCACCGACGUCCGGGAUUCCGACACUGCCAGGAAGCUCAUCACCGACUCUGUGAGGCAUAAAACGCAGGGGAAAAUUGUGGAGUUGUUCAGAAACGUUUCCCAGAGCACAGUGACGGUCCUGGUGAAUUACGUCUGCUUUAAAGCCCAGUGGAAGACCCGAUCUGACCCCCAACAUACUAAGCAGUCAGAGUUCCCCGUGAGCGAGAACAGGACAGUGGAGGUGCCCACGGUGACCACUGGGGGCCGGGAAACGCCUUCCUUCCGGGACGAGGUGCUGGCCAGCCCCGCGGUGGAGCUCAAGUACCCCAGCAAAGCCAGCGCGUUCCUCGUCCUCCCUAAGGAGGGCAAAAUGCAGGACCUGGAGGCCGAGUUGCUCCCAGAGACGCUGAGGAGGUGGAGAGAGUCCUUGCAGCCCAGCUGACUACGGAUAGAUGAACUCAACUUGCCAAGGUUUUCCAUCUCCAGCGACUAUGAGCUGAGAAGCAUACUUUCCCGGCUGGGUAUUAAGAAAGGCUUCAACUACGAGUCUGACCUGUCAGAAAUCAUAGAGGCCAACAAGCUGGGGUUUUCUGAGGGGGCCCACCAGGCCGUGCUUGAUGUGGGCGAGGAAGGCACGGAGGGAGCUGCUGCCACUGGACUCAAGAUGAUGACUUCAACCUUACAGGUGUUAACUGUUGGUCUGGGCGGGCCCUUUCUGAUUUCCAUGGUUCACAGAGAUACUCAGAGCAUCAUCUUGUGGGGGAAAGUCACCAACCCCAGGCAAGCCUAG